Molecule: messenger RNA, 1665 nt
Organism: Pomacea canaliculata
Lineage: Eukaryota; Metazoa; Mollusca; Gastropoda; Architaenioglossa; Ampullariidae
Product: E3 ubiquitin-protein ligase MIB2-like
Exons: 9
Coding region: 1-1665 (554 amino acids)
Biological process (GO): protein ubiquitination
Cellular component (GO): cytoplasm
Molecular function (GO): zinc ion binding; ubiquitin-protein transferase activity
Source: RefSeq, a predicted model, not a curated record
AUGGAGGUCCGUGAUGUCGAGGGCGCACGUGUGCUGCGGGGCCCUGACUGGGAUCAAGGAGACAGCGACGGAGGAGAGGGCUACCUGGGCACUGUCACUCAGUCGCUAGGCAACGGCAGAGUGCGUGUAGUGUGGGACAAAGGAGCUGAAACCAUAUGCCGCGCUGGUGGAGAUGAAAAGCACGAUUUGAGACUGUACGACACUGCUCCCCUGGGUGUCCGACACAAAGGCACAAAGUGUUCAGAAUGUGGACAGGGUGACAUCUGGAGCAUGUUGUGGCGAUGCCAGCAAUGUGCCGGAUCUGACCUUUGCACCUUCUGCUAUUCCGAGGACAAGCACGAGAUAAGUCACAGCUUUCUUCGCGUAGACAGGACUGGUGAUGUCGGACAGGCUCUUCCAGUCCGCAAGGUCAGUGUCAAAGUUCGAGCGAUCGGUAUCUUUUCCGGUGCAAAGGUCAUUCGAGGAAGAGACUGGAUGUGGGAUGACCAAGAUGGCGGCCAGAGUUCAGAGGGUGUGGUGGAAGGUUUCGAACCUGAAGCGGUGGACUCGUGGAGGAACCUUAUUCGUGUACGUUGGCCCAAUGGCGUCGUCAACAGCUACCGCCUAGGUUUCAAAGGCAAAGUAGACCUCUUGUGUGUGGAGGAGGAAAUCGGACCUUUUUACUACAGGGAUCAUCUCCCUUUACUGGACCUCACGCACAAGGAAGCCACUAGAACAGCAGGACCCAGCCACGGACCACGGCCUACUUUAGUUCUUCGUCCUCCUGGAACUAGUAGCUUGGCUGUAGAGAAUACUGGAACUGUCAUGGCGAAGGGUGACUCUACUGGCAACAGUCCAUCUACAGCUAGACCCGGAGCUGACCGACUGGUGGUACGACCUGGAGAUCACGUGACCAUUGCGGUCGACGAGCAUCAGCUGAAGAUUCUUCAGAAGAACUUCGGUGGCUGUACGUUGAGAAUGAUGAAGAGCAUCGGUAGAGUAGGGGUGGUGACCAACACAAUGAGUGGAGGAACUGUUUGUGUGAGGUUCGGACCACAUAAAGCCUUGAGCUACCGGUUCAACCCUGCCGCACUGAUUAAGCUACAGACCUUCAGAGAGAACGACACUGUCCGCGUGAAGUCCAGCAAAGAACUCACUCGACUGUUUAAUAGAGAAAUUGGCUGGACAACAGAAAUGGAUGAGACGCUGGGAAAGGUGGGCCAAGUACGUAAAGUGGACCACGAAGGAAACUUGGUCGUUGAGGUCGAAGGUCAGGUGUUUCGCUAUUCUCCUGCUUGUUGUCUGCACGAGCCUGAGUCAGUAACAUCUCAUCGUGAAGACACUGUAAGACAGGAAAUGACGUCAAUGAAAAUACGAUCUAGAAUAACAGUGAGAAGUAUAGACUUGUGGGAAAUGGACAGUGAACUAUCGGCGGACAUCGGGGUAGAGAACAGAGCUCAUGCCAUGCAGACACUCUUCCUCGCCAUUGGAGAUGAUGACGACACCAAAGUGAAGGAGUUAUGUCAGCUGGAUCCUUACCUGACAUACCCGCAAGUCCCCAAGGCAGUGUCGCCUGACCUGACCGCAACUUCGACUUGUAUUUAUACUUGUUCUUACAGAAGAGACAACCGCAAGAAUGAACCUAAUAGUCAGCACGGAAACCAGCACACCUUAAUUGUGAUCUGA